CCUGGUGCCUCGGCACCCGCACUUCAGCCUGAUGUCUCUACCCAGCUUGAUCCUGAUGAUCCUAUCAUGCCUGAUGACCCAGUGCCCGCUGUUACAUACCUGGUGACCCGAUGCCCGCUAUCGAGCCAGACGAUCCAAUGCCUGAUGACCCAGUGCCUGCUGUCAUGCCUGGUGACCCGAUGCCCGCUGUCGAGCCAGACGAUCCAAUGGCUGAUAACCCAGUGCCCGCUGUCAUGCCUGGUGACCCGAUGCCCGCUGUUGAGCCAGACGUUCCAAUGCCUGAUGACCCGGUGCCUGCUGUCGAUCCAGACGAUCCGGUACCUGAUGACCGAGUGCCCGCUGUCAUGCCUGGUGACCUGAUGCCCGCUGUCGACCCAGACGAUCCGGAACCUGAUGACCCGGUGCCCGCUGUCAUGCCUGGUGACCCGAUGCCCGCUAUCGAGCCAGACGAUCCAAUGCCUGAUGACCCAGUGCCUGCUGUCAUG
Staurois parvus is the source of this 485-nucleotide messenger RNA. Lineage: Eukaryota; Metazoa; Chordata; Amphibia; Anura; Ranidae. The record is from the annotation of a GenBank genome assembly.